Plenodomus lingam JN3 is the source of this 618-nucleotide messenger RNA. The record is from RefSeq and is a predicted model, not a curated record. Lineage: Eukaryota; Fungi; Ascomycota; Dothideomycetes; Pleosporales; Leptosphaeriaceae.
AUGACUGGAUGGAUGUGUGGAAAGGAUGAGCAAGGGAAAUUCAAGACUGGUCGAAAUCUCGUGAACUCAAUGGUCACCUUUUCAGCCCCUGUGUACAGCUUGAGUAACAUCAAAUACUUUGUAGUACAAUCGCGAAAUGGAUUAUCGAAUGCCACGACACCUUGCGGGCAAUCUCAGACUCCAACUGCGAGUGAUUGUUUCAUGAGCUUGCAGGCCCGACGAGAUGGUGAAGAUGUGAGCAAGCUGAGGGUUUCGCUUACGACCAGACGCAGCGUCGUAGCUGGGUCUCCGAGUCCUGAGUCUGCAAAAGAUCAUGCGGUGUCGUGGUAUCGCGAAUACUAUCGUGUGUACCAAGGACAUGUACUCAUUCGUAUUUGGCGAAGAAACCCGAAGCCUAGCUUGUAUACACUUAUUGACUUUAUACGUGAAGCAUUUGGCUAUGCGGAUGAAAGAGGCAUAUUGUGCGACUUCACGCUUCAUACAAUUACCAGCUUAAUCGUAGCAUAUGCAUCUCCCUUCACUGCAUCCAUACAGCAGUGGAAACUCCAAAAGGAAAAAGGCAAACUCCCUCAUCCCUUACCCGAGUCUGUCGUGGGACUCGGGGGUCAAGGGAGUUGA